AGUGACGGCAACAUCGGUUCCUCUGGUCCAGCGUGUUCCGCGGCCGCGUCUCUUUUUUCGUCUCGACCCGUCUCGUCUUUCCACCUUUUCUCUGUAUCUUUCUUUUGCCUCCCCCUUUUCUGCCCCGCCGUUUUUCUCUCUCCGUUCCGGUCCGAUGGUACGCGGCGAUCGUCGGGGAUCGGAUCCUCGUAAUGCCGGCUCCACGUGACGGAGAUCACCGGACGGAUCGGGUGUGCAGUGCGUGAGCGAGUGUUCGGUCGGAGCCAGUGUCACCGCGUGUGUCCAACCAGUCCGGCGAACGGGCAGCUGCAUCCUCGCGGCCGGGUCCGCCUGGUCGCAGAACCGUGUAAUCGACGGACGCGUCCUCUUUCACGAUUUCCGAUCGAUCUCCGAAAACUGAACCUCCCAGCGGACCAUCCGAAUCAGGAUCCAAGCGUUCGCUCUUCUAGGUGCACCGGGUGUACCUGUCGCGGAUCUAGGUUGAAGUGAGCCGCCAGAUGUAGGACGAUGAUCCCAGUGCGAGAGUGAUUAGGUGUCUAUCAGCGAUGCUGUAGUGGUGUUUGGAUCGUGGUUUCAGGAGCUCACACUCCGAAUCACUGGACUAACAUUCGAAGGUCGUAGAAGGUACUAGGUCUCCGUCGAAUUUCGGAGCUGAUGAUCAUCUUAGUCUUUAGGUAGCUCCAAGUAGAAGAGUCUAGACAGGUCUGAAUCCGGAAGAACAUUCGUCCGUCCAGAGUAUCUCCCAAGGAAAGUGAAGCUCGAGUCUAGCGGAUACAGUGUAUCCACGGUACACCCGGCGUACCCUUGGAACCACGAGGUAGCGAGCUCGUAAGGAUGAAGCGGACCGUUAAACAUCCUAGGGGUGGAUUUCUGUUGAGCGUCAUUAGGGCCGGCGCGUUUUACUUGUACCGGCACAUCAAGCAUGCCAUUAGAAAUGAGAUCGGCUUCCUGUAACUCGUUCGCUCCGAGGGAAAAGGAACUCGAGCCUCCACCGGUGGACGAGAUCGAGAUCGAGCGCGGAGCACGGCGCAGCGAGGACAGCGUUGGAAUGCUGGAUGCGAUUGCGAAACCACGGGACAGGCAUCCGGAGACGUGACCGAGUCAGGAGACGGGAAUUAAAAGCACCGGGACAGGAGCAGUCGCCCCGGCGACCGAGAGAUCGGCAACGCUAGGGUCACGGGAUACGGGAGAGAAUUGCGGCGGAAACGGAGCUCUAGGAUCCAGCGGAGAUCCGCCGCUAGCGGCUCGACUAUUUACCUUUCAGAACGCUGAGUCGGGGCUGCCUGAGACCGCGUGUUGACUUCCCGGCGCAGCGGAGAACCGUCAGCACGUUUCUCGGACGAGGCUGGCUAGUCAAACAGCGCGGCAAGAGGACUCGAUUUAAAGAGCCAGCGACCCGCCGGGAAUCAAUCGGAGUCGCACGGCGGCGCGCUUGAUAUCGGGUUUUAAAGGGCCCGGCAGGAUGACAUGAACGCGGCUGCGACGGCGUCCGUCGAUGGGACAGUGUUACGUUCGGGUGCGACACGGUCGGGGAUCGCGCUGACAUCAAUCGGGGCGAGCGCUGAUGCAUCCUGGACGCGCGUAUGCUCCUCGUGGCUACGGGGUGAGCAGGCUCGCGCAGUUUAGAGGGUCCGGCGGUGGCUAGGGCCGAGUAAUGGACGGCUUGAGGAGGAUCGAGUGAGCACCGCCAGGCGUGUGUGGGGACGGGGUUUGGAAGGGCGCGAACGAAGAUGACGUCGUCGAUCCUGGCGCUGCUCGGCCUCGUCCUGGUGACCGCCAGCGCCGAGCUCACCUCGAGGAUCAUCAGGACAAAGUACGGGGAACUGUCCGGCGUUAUCGUGACCCCCGACCGGCACCUCGAGGGCGUCGAGGUGUUCCGCGGUGUUCCGUACGCGUCGCCGCCGGUCGGGUCCCUGCGGUUCAUGCCGCCCGUGAGCGGCGCGCUAUGGCACGGCGUCAAAGUCGCGGACAAGUUCAGCCCUGUGUGCCCGCAGAGGCUGCCCGAGCUCACCGACAAGAUGCCGAAGGGACGGGCCGAGUAUCUGAAGAGGCUGCUGCCCUACCUGAGGAACCAGAGCGAGGACUGCCUCUAUCUUAACAUCUACGCACCGGUUCAAGCCGGCGCGAGGGACGGCGGCGGAAGGAGAUACCCGGUGAUCGUGUUCGUGCACGGCGAGAGCUACGAAUGGAGCAGCGGCAACCCCUACGACGGCAGCGUGUUGGCCAGCUACGGAAGUGUCGUUGUUGUCACCAUCAAUUACAGACUCGGCAUCCUGGGCUUUCUAAACGCUAACACGGAUUCGCACUUACGGUCGCCGGCGAAUUACGGGCUGAUGGACCAAAUCGCGGCGCUGCAUUGGGUGCAGGAGAACAUCGGCUACUUCGGCGGCGAUCCCGGCAACGUGACGUUGAUCGGCCACGGGACCGGCGCCGCAUGCGUCAACUUCCUGAUGACCAGUCAUGCGGUACCCGACGGUUUGCUGUUCCAUCGCAGCGUGCUGAUGUCGGGCAGCGCGCUUUCUCCGUGGGCGCUGGUGAGAGGAGCCGCAAAUUACGCUCUGCAAGUUGCCAAACAUCUAAAUUGCUCGUGGACCGCAGGUGAUCCUCAGGCAUUGCUUAGAUGCCUGAGAGAAGUGCCACUGAACGCGCUGGUCUCGGUGCCCGUCAAGGGCCUGGAAUUCGCCCCCGCGUUUGGCCCUAGUAUAGACGGCGUUGUGAUCGACCCCGGUGAUCCAGAAGAUCAGGACUUCACCCUACAAGUAGACACGAUCAAUACGCUGAACAACAUCCUGCUACGGAAGGACAUCGUAGCCAAACUCUCGAGGUACGAUCUGAUGAUCGGUGUGGUACGAUCGGAAGCGUACUUCUCUUUGACUGCCCACGAUGCGCAGUACGGCAUCGAGGACGACAGGAGGACGAAAAUUCUCAGGGAGUUCGUUCGCAACACGUACACGUAUCAUCAAGCUGAGAUAUUGGCAACAAUCAUCAACGAGUACACGGACUGGGAGCGACCGGUGCAGCAUCCGGUGAACAUAAAGGACGAAACGCUGGAAGCCUUGGGCGAUGCGAACACAGUGGCGCCAGCUACGAGGACCGCGGACCUUCACAGUCAAUCCCACCGAAAUUCUUACCUCUAUGUGUUCGAUUACCAAACGAAAUUCGGCGACUACCCUCAGAGGCAAGGCUGCAUCCACGGCGAGGACCUGCCAUAUUUUUUUGGAGCACCUAUAGUAGGCGGCCUGUCGCACUGGCCGAAAAACUACACCAAAGCUGAGAUCGCGUUAUCUGAGAGCGUGAUACUGUAUUUGACGAACUUCGCGCGUACAGGGAAUCCGAACGAAGGCACACGGAAAUUGAAGAACAUCGAUUGGAUCGCGUACGAGGCCGUACACAAAAAAUACCUGAGCAUAGAACUCAAGUCGAAGCUGAAGAACCACUACAGAGCGCACAGACUCUCCUUCUGGCUGAACCUAGUCCCCGAUCUACAUAAGCCUGGCUCGGACGACGUUCCUAGGUCGCAUCAUCUACUCGACGUUGAACAGGUGCCGCCGAGGUUCAUCCAGAGGAUACCAACGACGACCAGAACGACUACAGCGGAGGUGACCGUCGCAGAGAAGACUCCGAACGUGACGACGGCCAUACCCAGCGAGCUGGCGUUCGAGGACACGACGACGCAACCGGAGGACGGGUUCGCGGCUUACUCGACCGCUCUCAGCGUCACGAUCGCGAUCGGCUGCAGCCUGUUGAUCCUGAACGUGCUGAUAUUCGCGGGCGUUUAUUACCAGCGCGACAAGAGCAAUCAGCACAACUGCUCGAAGAAGAGGCAGGAGAACGGUCAGAUGCCGAACAACAUCUGCGGCGACCUGGAGACGAAAACGGCGGAGAGGCAUCACAUUCAGCACAUACCGCCGCCGGAGUUCGCCGAUCUGCAGAACAACAGCUGCCACGUGCCGAUGCCACCCCCGCCGCCGAAGAACACCAAGCCCGGCAAGCAGGGGCAGAACCUGAUCAUCAGCCCCAACCAGCUGGCCACAAUCAUCAGCAACAGGUCAUGGACGAGCUGA
Molecule: messenger RNA, 4064 nt
Organism: Nomia melanderi (Alkali bee)
Lineage: Eukaryota; Metazoa; Arthropoda; Insecta; Hymenoptera; Halictidae
Source: RefSeq, a predicted model, not a curated record